CGCGCUCCGAUUUGUGCUUCUGCGACUUCAAUCGGCCAGUCCGAAAAAUCCAAGGACAUUGCCGGGCGGAACCCUCCCCUCCACCCACAUCAUGGCGGCGACGACUGUGGCAAGCCGGAAGCGAGGGACGGCGGCCUUCCUCGAUGACCCCUUCUCCUUCCCCGGCGACCUGCCGUGCCUGCAGACGAAGCGCGGCCGGUGCUCGUCGUCGAUUGUUGCCGCCGACCUCGGCCUCAGCUUCCCGCUGGAGUUCGACCCGGUCGAGGCACUCCAUCUCAUCUUCCCGGGCGAGGAUCGGCAGGUUCUACAAAACCAUUUACAAGCGUCAGGAAAUGUCCUGGAUGCUGCGAUCAGAGCAUACAAAGAUUAUUUGGCAGAAAGAAGCAAAGAAUCUGCUUCUGCCAUCAACUAUGUUCCAUCCGACAACGAGGAAGGAGAUAGCAUUCUAUCUGAAUCUGAAUCUGAUGUUUACCUAAAAGAAGAAACCAUUCCCACCAAUUGCUCUGGAUGGGCUGAGGUCAUCGUCAAGGAGAUGUCCUCUGCUUCGGAUUUGACCGAUGCCAAGAACCGCGCCUUCAAGAUACUCAAACUGUUUGAGAAAUCGGCUGACAGGAGCAGUAGCCCAGAUGAAAAGAGAGAAGUGAACAAGGAGCACGAGAUAGUGAAGCAGAUGCUAGGAUCCCUGCUCCACCAGAACGGCGUUCUGAAGCGCGCGUUCCUCAUACAGCACAACCGACUCAAGGAGUACCAAGAGAUGGUGCAGGAGCGGUCUCAGUUCAACCAGAUUCUCGAGAAGUACCGGGAGCAAAUCAAGGCGUUAGAGGAGAAGAACAGUGCCUUGUCAUUUCAUCUUCAAAAUAUGAACCAGUGCAGAAACACCUAUUGGCAUCACAAUCCAGAUGUCUUCUAAUCUAUACUGUUGUCAGCAAGGACAUUCCGCUAAUCCCUACAUGCUGCUACAUCUGCAUGCUACAACAUGUGUCGAGCUUGGGAGAAAGAUAGGGAGUGCAAAAUCCUGAAACUGCAAAAUAUCCUUUUCUCUCCUCCAGCUAAGGAGAAAGAUAAUCAAAGAAAGGACUCGUCCAUGUGGUAGCAAUUAUUUGAAAGGACUAGUUUACGCUAGUCUGAAUUGUCUGUAGAGGGCGAUAAUGAAAGAAAGGGCAUGUUCAUAUGUUGCAAUUAUUUUGUAUUAGUCUGGUCUCUCUUUAGAUUUUAGUUGCUCUCAAUGUAAGUGAGCAGAGUUUGACGGAGUUCGAAAAUCCAUGUACUAUUUGUUUUAAAUUAUCGAUCGAAUUGAGACUGUUCCCCACC
Zea mays is the source of this 1311-nucleotide messenger RNA. RefSeq lists its product as uncharacterized. The record is from RefSeq and is marked validated. Lineage: Eukaryota; Viridiplantae; Streptophyta; Magnoliopsida; Poales; Poaceae. Bases 92 to 910 code for a protein of 272 amino acids. The transcript has 5 exons.